UAUUAUUACUGAACUAUAUAAGUUACUAAUGAAAUUUUCUCAUCAUUCGUCUCUCGAAAAAUGGGCAAACUCAUCAUAAGAUGUUCAGAGAAUUCCUUACCAACUGGGUUACCAGUCCUUCAAAAUGUGCAGGAAAUUGUGUGUGGCAGCGGUACCAGCUACCGAUGUUGUCCCCGAGGCUCACCCUCAAAUUCCCCUGCUCCGAUUGCCUAUAAAGUCGACCAAGCCACUACCUAUGUUGUCGCCGGAGGCUCACCCUCCAGUCCGCCCGCUGUACCACCUGUCUACCUCCCACCCCCCAGAGACCCACUGAAACCCUCACCUUCCCCUGUACCAACACUGCAACCGCUCCAAGCUCUACUUUUGCAGACUCUCCAGAAGAAGAAUGAACCUGAUAGGAUUAGUAGUGUGGAUGGUUCUUGCAGAAUGUGCUCUAAUUUUUGUCAUAGAAAGUUCUCUUAUGAUGAAUUAGCUAAAGCAACAAAGAAUUUUGCAGAUGAGGAGAAACUUGGCGAGGGAGGGUUUGGAGCAGUUUACAAAGGUUUUUUGAGGGAUUCCGGUACAAAUGUAGCUGUUAAGAGGGUAUCAAGGCGAUCAAAACAAGGAAUCAAGGAGUAUGAAUCAGAAGUGAAGAUUAUUAGUCGAUUGAGGCAUAAGAAUUUAGUGAAGCUUAUUGGUUGGUGCCAUGAAAAGGAACUUUUACUAGCUUAUGAGUUCAUGCCCAAUGGCAGCUUGGAUUCCCAUAUCUUCAAGGGAAGGAGCUUGUUACAGUGGAACCUUCGCUACAAAAUUGUGCAAGGCUUGGCAUCAGCUCUCUUGUAUCUUCAUGAAGAAGGUAGGCUGACCAUGAAAAAGGGUCACGAACAACUUUGUUGGCCGGGACCAUGGGUUACAUGGCUCCUGAGUGUCAUAGAACAGGCAAGGCAAGUGAGGAAUCAGAUAUCUGAUAUCUACAGUUUUGGAGUUGUAGCACUUGAAAUUGCAUGUGGAAGAAGAUCCAUAGAACCUCGAUAUGAAGAGGAUCGGGCCUCAUUGGUGGCUUGGGUGUGGCAAGCUUAUGGGAACCAAAGACUUCUUGAUGUGGUAGACGAUCAACUUUCUGAAGCUUUUGAUGUGAAAGAGAUAGAAUGUUUGUUGAUUACUGGCUUAUGGUGUGUGCAUCCUGUUCCUAGUAUGAGACCAUCAAUCAAGCAAGCAAUACAAGCGCUUAAUUUUGAGGCGACGCUACCAAAUCUUCCAAGAGAGAUGCCUAUUCCUAAGUAUGAUAUUGCUAAUACCCCAAUCAUCAUAACAAGUGAGCCAUGUUUAUCCAACAUAAGCAUUACUGUUCCUCGCUAAUUUUCGUACUAUGCUAGGAACAAAAUUGAUUUGCUAAUAAACUAGAGUGUUAUAGUUUGGAAUUAAAUAUAUUGUAUCUUCUCACUUUGAUUUUCGUAUGAUAAGCUAGUGCAUUUCCAAUGCCUAAUUGUCCUUCAUUACCAAUUCUUUUCUUAUAGAGGAGUUGUUUAUGCUCAUGUAUCACAUUAUUCUAUGAGGUUGAACAUCAUUCUUUAGUCAUUGGUUUGGCUGAAUCCAAACAGGGGACUCUGUCUCUCUUAAUAAAAAUAGUGUUCUUUU
Messenger RNA from Rubroshorea leprosula, 1617 nucleotides. NCBI's taxonomy places the organism in Eukaryota, Viridiplantae, Streptophyta, Magnoliopsida, Malvales, Dipterocarpaceae. The record is from the annotation of a GenBank genome assembly.